Molecule: messenger RNA, 3054 nt
Organism: Carcharodon carcharias (great white shark)
Lineage: Eukaryota; Metazoa; Chordata; Chondrichthyes; Lamniformes; Lamnidae
Product: mitogen-activated protein kinase kinase kinase 20-like
Exons: 20
Coding region: 338-2890 (850 amino acids)
Biological process (GO): protein phosphorylation
Cellular component (GO): cytoplasm
Molecular function (GO): ATP binding; protein binding; protein kinase activity
Source: RefSeq, a predicted model, not a curated record
AAUCCUGUGCCCACUCUUGUGUCCUCAGUUACUCGGCUGGGGGUCUGCGGAUAUUCUGUGUGAAGUGAUCACAGAGCCGAGAGUUUGCGUGCCUCACAUUCCAGAGUCAUGAUCCAGUCUCCAAGCUGACGGUCUUUACCCAUCAGGAUUUGUGUCUGGGGCGGUACAACAGACGCGGGGUCGAUUGGAAAAGCAAGAACUUGUAUUUACAUAGCGCCUUCCACAGCUUCGGGACGUCCCAAAGCGCUUUGCAGUCAAUGAGGCACUUUUGAAGUCGUCACUGUUGCAGUAUAGGAAGGCUACAACUUUAUAAAGAUUUUGAAAUUGUCAGUAUGCAAUGUUGUCCUUCAGUCCAUCGUUUUUGCAAAUCAAGUUUGAUGAUUUGCAAUUCCAUGAAAAUUGUGGUGGAGGGAGUUUCGGCAGUGUCUAUCGAGCAACAUGGUUGUCUCAGGACAAAGAGGUGGCUGUCAAGAAAUUGUUAAAAAUAGAAAAAGAGGCUGAAAUUUUGAGUGUUCUCAGCCACAGAAACAUCAUUCAGUUCUACGGAGCUGUCCUAGAGUCACCCAACUAUGGCAUAGUAACUGAAUAUGCUCCCGGAGGGUCACUGUACGAUUAUCUGUCCAGUGCUAAAGGCGAAGAAAUGGACAUGGAUCAAAUUAUGACUUGGGCAACAGAUAUUGCUAAAGGUAUGCAUUAUUUACAUAUGGAUGCUCCGGUGAAAGUAAUUCACAGGGAUCUCAAAUCUCGAAAUGUGGUGAUUGCUGCAGACAGAGCAUUAAAGAUUUGUGAUUUUGGAGCCUCAAGGUUUCACUCCCAUACAACACACAUGAGCCUGGUGGGAACCUUCCCAUGGAUGGCACCAGAAGUCAUACAGAGCCUGCCAGUGUCUGAAACCUGUGACACAUUCUCCUAUGGUGUGGUUCUUUGGGAAAUGCUGACUAGAGAGGUCCCAUUUAAAGGCCUUGAAGGCUUACAAGUGGCCUGGCUAGUAGUGGAGAAAAAUGAGAGAUUGACCAUUCCGAAGGGCUGCCCUGCCAGUUUUGCAGAACUACUGCACCAGUGCUGGGAAAUGGAUCCCAAAAGAAGGCCAAAUUUUAAGCAGAUCUUAGGGAUUCUUGAGAUUAUGUCACAUGACAGCAAACUUCCGGACCAGUGCAAUUCCUUCUUGCACAACAAGGCUCAGUGGAGAUGUGAAAUAGAGGCCACUUUGGAAAGACUAAAGAAACUUGAACGAGAUCUGAGCACAAAAGAACAGGAGUUGAAGGAACGAGAAAGGCGUUUGAAAAUGUGGGAGCAAAAGUUGGUGGAACAGUCAAGUGCUCCUUUGCUGCCAUCCUUAGAUAUAUAUUCCUGGACAGAGGAGGACGUGUGUUUUUGGAUGGACCAACUAUUAGACAAAGGUGACAUAUGUUGUGGCAUGAAAGGUUAUGCUGAACUGUUUAAAAAUCAUCACAUCACUGGACGAAGGUUACUUUUGCUAACAGAACAAGAUAUGAACGACAUGGGAAUACAAUCCAAAGGACAUAUUAUUCAUUUAAAGACUGAAAUUGAAAAACUGACCCUUGACUACUUGAAUCUAUUUCACUUUCCUCCCUUAAUCAAGGGUGAUGAUUCUGAGGAAGAAGAUGCCAGAGAAAAAAUAGUGAAUCUGGAUCUGCUUUUCGGCUAUCAUUUAAAACCAGGGAGAGGAUCUCAGGAUUCUAAAUGGAAAAUGUAUGUGGAAGUGGAUGGUGACGAUGUUGCAUUGACCUACAUCAAGGAUGUAACUUUCAAUGCUAAUCGGCAAGGUACAGAUGUAAUUAAAAUAACCAAGCCUCCCUAUCUAAUGGAGAAGUGGAUUAUGGGAAUUAGUGAGAACCAGAUUGUCGAAUGUAUUGUUACUUACGAGAAUGAUGUCAAAGCUCCGAAAACAACCAAGCACCACCAUACUGUUACACUGAAUACUUUGAAUACUGAAGUGAAGGAGGUGGUGCUAGUCAUCCAAACCAUGUCAACAAACACAGAAAUCAAGUUUCAGAGCAAAUGCCAGUCAAAUAUUCGUCAACAAUGGUUGAAUGCUUUGAAGUUGCGCAAAAUAUCUACAAGUGACUCUCCACAAUAUUCUACAAUUUUACCUCCUAACCAUAGCACUUCCAGUUCCAUGACACUACCUCAGUUUUUAACAUUAUUUGCUAAUCAAGAUACUUAUGCUGCAGUUGUAAGACGAGUGCAGAGCCCUAACAGAUAUCACAUAACUACUGCUACGGCUCAAUCCAGACGAAGCUCCAGCCCAUUACCUACAAUACCGGGGUUAAGCAGCCGCCUUUCUACUGUACAUCUGAGUUCUGAGGGAAGCAGCUUAUCAAGCACAACCUCAAACAGCUUUUUGGAAAGAGACCAUAUUACCAGUAGACAAAGCAGUGGCUAUCAGAGUAAUGAUUCCAAUGGUGUCUUGUUUAAUAAAACAACCCAUUCUGAGGGAUUAAGCCACAUUAGGAGAAAAGGAGUUAACCCAAUAUCCAUGCGUGGUAGUAGAAUUGGGGACAAGGAGAAGGACUAUGGCAGGGAGAGAAGCAAAAGCACACCUCUCAGACGUUACUCUGGGUGUCAGUCAUCAGAAAAGAGAUUUACCCAGUCCAACCGUUCUCACCAUGCUAAGUCAUGGGGCCUUGACAGAAACCCACAAAAACUAUUUCAGCAACAUUUAGAUACAGCUAAUAGUGCAGUAUCAGAGGCGUCAGCUGCUAGUGCUUUCAGUACAGAAGACACAGGUGAGGAGAGGCAAAGCAAACAGAAUGGGGGAGAUUGGAUUAAAGUUGAACGGCACAGAAAAUCUCCGAAAAAUGACUCUCUUAAGGUAUCUAGAGGUAGGGGAAGAGGACGAGGAGCAGGACGUGGCCGACAAUUCUGAUAAAGCAUCACAAGAUCAUUUCUGUUUGAGUUAACUGAAAAUGCCAUUUCUAUUUGCACAUCUUUUUAAUCUGUAAUACUUCGAGCAGAUGGAUAUAAUCUGCUAAAGGAGAGCACAACAGAUUAGAAUUGGGAGUGUUUGAAAGAAUAUAAGCCUUUCACUGA